CUAAGGUAGCUAUCGUCUGGCCAAAAUAGCGGCCAAGUCGACCCCGUCUGAAAGUCUAUUUCCCAACUCCCAACCUCCAUCGACGUUCUCUUCCCGGAGAUAUCAUAUCUACUUCUGAUUAUUCCAAACCAUGAUCUAAUCAUACACUCAGAUCAGUCGACGUAGGUAAAUCUGAACUCUGACCCAUUAUUACUGUGAAGUGGCUGAUAAAUUUUUUGCAUAGAACUCAACAAUCAUGAGUUUCGCCUUUCGAGGGACUAGGGGAGAUAUUGAAACUGGUUUUCCUGGAUUUAUUCCUGAACGCCGUGCACGAAUCCAUGCAUCCCGGCCUGUUAAUACAAACUCCCUUGCCUUUCUUGUCACAGUUCUCUUGUUGUUCAUGAUAUUGAACUCGCACCAAAUGUCACCAAACUUUCUGCUUUGGCUGGUACUUGGUGUCUUUUUGAUGGCUACAAGCCUAAGAAUGUACGCAACCUGUCAGCAACUCCAAGCCCAGGCACAAGCAAAUGCCGUGGCAGCUAGUGGCCUCCUUGGUCAUACUGAGUUGCGAUUGCAGAUGCCACCUUCUAUAGCACUUGCAACACGAGGACGAUUGCAAGGGCUCAGACUACAGCUUGCACUUCUUGACAGGGAAUUUGAUGACUUAGAUUAUGAAACAUUAAGAGCACUGGAUACUGACAAUGCUCCAACAGCCAAUUCAAUGAGCGAGGAAGAUGUAAAUUCUCUUCCUAUUCACAAGUACAAGGUGGCCAACUCAAAAAGCAGUAGCUCAUCAGUGGAACAAGGUUCAUCUUCUGGCGCACCUGAGAAGGUAGAGAGUGGUAAAGCAGUUGGGGGAAAAAGCUCAGAAGAUGAAUUGACUUGCAGUGUUUGCUUGGAGCAAGUUAAUGUAGGGGAACUAGUUCGUAGCUUGCCAUGCUUGCAUCAGUUUCAUGCAAAUUGUAUUGAUCCAUGGCUAAGACAGCAGGGAAGUUGCCCGGUUUGCAAGUUCAGAGUUGGAUCGGCAUGGCAUGAGAAUGAAGAAGAGUGAAUAUACAUUCAGACAUUAUUAUUUACAAUAUGUUAGGAAGGAGGUGUCGUUAGGAAAGAAGAAAACCUUAAAUCUUGAUUCUAGUAUUAAUAUUCAAAGGCUUACCCUUCAAUUCGAUGCUUUUGAAAACAACA
This is a messenger RNA of Cynara cardunculus var. scolymus (artichoke), 1164 nucleotides long. RefSeq names its product E3 ubiquitin-protein ligase SDIR1. The record is from RefSeq and is a predicted model, not a curated record. The transcript is spliced from 9 exons. NCBI's taxonomy places the organism in Eukaryota, Viridiplantae, Streptophyta, Magnoliopsida, Asterales, Asteraceae. Bases 236 to 1030 code for a protein of 264 amino acids.